AUACCGCAUAACAUGAUGGAGUUUAUUGAAGAGGAGAACAAUGAUAAUACAUGCCAUGAGUGUGGAAAGAGCUUCACAAGUAAAAGAAACCUAGAAGAACACUUGAGAGUUCACACCGGAGAGAAAGCGUUCACAUGUCCUCAGUGUGGAAAGAGUUUCUCACGUAAAGGAGUCUUUCUGAUUCACAUACGCAUCCACACCGGAGAGAAGCCGUUUGCGUGUCAGCAGUGCGGAAAGACUUUCACGAGUCGAGGAACCCUUAACACUCACCUAAGGGUUCACAGUAAUAAGAAACCAUUCAAGUGCCCCGAGUGUGAAAAGAGCUUCAGACGUAAAGACCACUUCAAUUGUCACAUGAGGGUUCACACUGGAGAAAAUCCAUUCUCUUGUCCUCAUUGUGGAAAGUAUUUUUUAACUAAAGGCAACCUUGAUAGUCACAUACGCAUCCACACCGGAGAGAAGCCGUUCACAUGUGAUCAGUGCGGGAAGAGUUACAAAUGGUCAAAUAGUCUCAGAAUUCAUAAGCGCUUUCACUCCGGAGAAAAGCCAUUUAAGUGUGAUCAGUGCGAUAAGAGGUUUGUUCUGGAAUCAGACCUGAAGGCCCACAUGAAAACGCACACUAAAGAGAAGCCUUACUUGUGUUGUGUUUGUGGGAAGAGUUUUGCAUGGCUGAUCCGUUUUAAAGACCAUCUGAAAAUACACUCUGGUGUGAACGAGCAUUGCACUGAUGCACAGAAAGAAGCACUGCCCAAAAUUAAAGUCCAUGUGAGAAAUAAGAGCUCAACGGUUAAUGAGCGCUGA
Molecule: messenger RNA, 801 nt
Organism: Sinocyclocheilus anshuiensis
Lineage: Eukaryota; Metazoa; Chordata; Actinopteri; Cypriniformes; Cyprinidae
Product: gastrula zinc finger protein XlCGF49.1-like
Exons: 1
Coding region: 13-801 (262 amino acids)
Biological process (GO): regulation of immune system process; regulation of cytokine production; negative regulation of transcription by RNA polymerase II
Cellular component (GO): nucleoplasm
Molecular function (GO): RNA polymerase II cis-regulatory region sequence-specific DNA binding; DNA-binding transcription repressor activity, RNA polymerase II-specific
Source: RefSeq, a predicted model, not a curated record